Molecule: messenger RNA, 2050 nt
Organism: Silurus meridionalis
Lineage: Eukaryota; Metazoa; Chordata; Actinopteri; Siluriformes; Siluridae
Gene: cfap52
Product: cilia and flagella associated protein 52
Exons: 14
Coding region: 124-1968 (614 amino acids)
Biological process (GO): cilium assembly
Molecular function (GO): protein binding
Source: RefSeq, a predicted model, not a curated record
UUCUGGGGCUCAGUUGCUGUGAAACCCUCCGGUUUAUAAACUUUACAUUUCUUGCGAAUUUCGCAAAUUUAAUUGAAAAAAUUAGCGUUUUGAGACUUUAAACCGUGUUGUGAAGAGUCACUGAUGGCGCAGGAAAUUCAGAAACUUCAACUCGAAUCCGUUAUUGGAUUCAACGGUCAUGUGAUCUCGGGUCUGCAGGUCCACCCAGAUCAAGAGCACCUGAUCUACCCACUCGGCUGCACGCUCAUCAUCAAGAACCUGCGGGACGGGAAGCAGGGGUUCCUCCAAGGACACACCAACAAUAUCUCCUGCGUGGCCUUGUCCAAGAGUGGGACCUACUUGGCGUCAGGACAGGUCACCUACAUGGGCUUCAAGGCUGAUGUGAUCAUCUGGGAUUUUGCUAAAAGAGACAUUUACGCUCGGUUCGUUCUCCACAAAGCCAAAGUGGAAGCACUUGCGUUCUCUCCGACUGAGAACUACCUGGUGUCUCUGGGAGGACAGGACGAUGGCAGUAUCGUGGUGUGGAGCGUGAAGCAGAAGGAAGCGAUCUGCAGGAGUAUGGCGUCGGCUAACAGCAUGGGUCACUGUCUCACUAUCAACUACUGCAACCUCCGAGACGACGUCUUCAUCUCAGCCGGAGAUGGUUCGCUUCGUGUGUGGAAGCUCAGUCUCUCCAACAAGAAGAUCUGCCCCACCGACUGUCAAAUAGGGAAGUUAAAGAGAGUCAUUAAGUGCCUAGAGGUCACUGAGGAUGACACGUUCCUGUACUGCGGCACCACCACUGGAGACGUCCUCAAGGUGAACGUGGAGAGAUGUCUGCUGAACAGCUGUGGCCCAACCAAGCACAAAUUCAACAAAGGUGUAAAUGUUCUGAAGAUGCUGAAGACAGGAGAUUUGUUGGUGGGAUCAGGAGACGGAACAUUCAGGAUUUGCUCCAAUACAGGCUUCAAAACUAUCAAGAGUGUGACAUUGGAGGGCGGAGUCACAUCCAUGGCUCUGCGUGGUGAAGGUCAGCAGGUGUUUGUGGGCACCGACGCGUCUCAGAUCUACAGAUUUGGCUACACGGACUUCACUCCGGAGCUCAUCGCCACCAGCCACAGCAGUGCGGUUUGGGACGCAGCCUUCGCAAUAGGAUCCUCGGAGCUCUUCGCCACUUGUUCUCAGGAUGAUAUCCGCGUCUGGCACACAUUAUCCAGUAAAGAGCUUUUACGGAUCCGAGUCCCAAACAUGACGUGUAAUGCUGUUGGCAUCAUGCGUGACGGUCGGAGCAUCUACAGUGCAUGGAACGAUGGGAAAAUCCGUCUGUUCGCGCCCCAGAGCGGCCGUCUGAUGAUGAUGAUCCCCAACGCUCACGAUAUGGGCGUGACGGCGCUAACGAGCACCAGCGACGGCACCCGCCUCGUUAGUGGAGGAGGAGAAGGAAGGGUGCGAGUGUGGGAGAUCCUAGAGGACACACACAGACUCAUUGCCAGCAUGAAGGAGCACAGAGCUUCAGUCAACGACGUGAAAAUUAAAAGUAAUGAUAAGGAGUGUGUGACUGCGGGUUCAGACGGAGCCUGCAUCAUAUGGGACCUGGUGCGCUUCGUGAGGAAUCAGAUGGUUUUGGCCAACACACUGUUUAAAACCGUCUGCUAUCAUCCUGAGGAAUAUCAGAUCAUUGCUAGCGGAACAGACCGGAAGAUUGGCUACUGGGAGGUAUAUGAUGGAGCGACCAUUAGAGAGCUGGAGGCCUCGCAGACGGGGUCCAUUAACGGCAUGGACAUCAGCGCUGAUGGAGAAAACUUCAUCACCGGUGGCGACGACAGGCUGGUGAAGGUGUGGCGUUACGUGAAUGGUGAUGUCACACACGUAGGCGUCGGCCACAGCAGCAGCAUCAGCAGCGUUCGUUUGUGUCCCAACAACAGAUUCAUCAUCAGCACCAGCACAGAUGGAGCCGUGCUCAUAUGGAGAUUUCCAAACUGUGCAUAAACCACACCCACACAGACCACACCCACACUGUGCAUAAACCACACCCACACUGUGCACAAACCACACCCACACAGACCACACC